This is a messenger RNA of Cyprinodon variegatus (sheepshead minnow), 6040 nucleotides long. RefSeq names its product RB1 inducible coiled-coil 1 (gene rb1cc1). Gene Ontology annotation, cellular component: phagophore assembly site membrane; extrinsic component of membrane; Atg1/ULK1 kinase complex. The transcript has 23 exons. The coding region runs from base 393 to 5231 and encodes 1612 amino acids. Gene Ontology annotation, molecular function: molecular adaptor activity; protein kinase binding. The record is from RefSeq and is a predicted model, not a curated record. Lineage: Eukaryota; Metazoa; Chordata; Actinopteri; Cyprinodontiformes; Cyprinodontidae. Gene Ontology annotation, biological process: autophagy of peroxisome; piecemeal microautophagy of the nucleus; positive regulation of protein phosphorylation.
ACCAGAUGACAACAAAACAAGCCUACAGUGAGAGAGGCUGUUAGCUAGUUAGCUACUUCAGAUAAACAACGGCUGGUUGAGUCUCUGUGUUAUUUAACCAGGCGUAGAGCUUAACCCUUUACAAAUUCGCAAGAAUUUAGGCAACCUGUAUAACAAAUGAUGUUUGUCUGUCGGUGUCUUGGUUAAUCAAGCUGACAUUAGCUAAGUGGCUUGCCAGGCUACCUCUAAGUAUGCCCAGUUUUAACGGGUCAGUCAGCUAGCUCUGGUGCUAGCUCGUUAGCUAGCCACCUCGCCUUGGCGAAGACCGAGACAGAGAUGCGAGCAAAGUGAGGGCAGAGGUGCAUGACUAAUGAACGACAAAGGCAAGGUUGAAGAACUCUGGGAGAUUCACCAUGAAGCUGUAUGUGUUCCAGGUCAACAAUGGCAGCACAUUAACAUUUGACACCGAUCUUGCUGUCCAGACUGUACUGGAGCUUAAACAUGCCAUCUAUGCCAAAUAUAAAGUCGCAGUUCAGCAUCAGGUCCUUGUUGUCAAUGGAGGGGAAUGUAUGGCUGCAGACAGACGGGUCUGCAGUUACAGUGCUGGCACUGAAACCAACCCCAUAUUUCUGUUCAACAAAGAGAUGAUCUUAUCUGACCGUGAUCCGACAAUCCCAAAAACCACCUUCUCAAUUGAAAGUGAGAUUCAGGUUAAGGUGGAAGAGUCAUUACUGAUGCCAGCUGUUUUUCACACCGUUGCCUCACGAACACAACUUGCUCUGGAAAUGUUCGAAGUUGCCAAAAAACUUUGCUCCUUCUGUGAACGUUUGGUUCAUGAUGAGCAUCUCCAACAUCAAGGCUGGGCAGCCAUCAUGGCUAAUCUGGAGGACUGCACCCUGUCCUAUCAGAAGUUGCUCAUGAAGUUCAACACUGCAUACACAAAUUACCAACAGGACUUAGAAGAAAUUAAAAUUAAACUUUCAAAGUUAGGGACCUCGGUUUCUGUAAUGGCCAGGAUACCUCUGCUGGAAUGUUUGACGAGACACAGUUACAGAGAGAGCAUCGAGAAGUCCAGUUCAACUCCAGAGAAAGAUUCAGAUGAGACCGAAGAGGAAAAAUCCACAGACUCCGUCCUCUGUGCUACUCAAGCCCUGACAUCCUCUAAAUCAUCGCCACCCUCGUUUGCAACCGGGAACGCCCCAUGUGAGCCAGAGGGAGACCAGGAGACUAACAAAAUGACUGAGAGCGGUGGAUUGACAGCAGCACUUUUAGACGAUAACACUCCUGAACUCCCCUGCCAGUCUUCUUUCAACGUGACACUAUUGGACUGGAUCAACGUGCAAGACAGACCUAAUGACGUGGAAUCGGUGGUGAGGAAAUGCUUUGACUCCAUCAACAGGCUUGACCCUCGGAUUAUCCAGCCUUUCCUGGCAGAUUGCCGGGAUACAAUUGCAAAGCUAGAUAAUCAGAACAUGAAAUCCAUCAAAGGGCUUGAAGACAGGUUGUAUGCUCUAGACCAAAUGAUUGCAAGCUGUAAGAAGCUGGUGAAUGAGCAAAAAGAACUUGCUCAGGGUUUUUUGGCCAAUCAGAAGCGAGCUGAGAACCUGAAAGAUACAUCCGUUUUGCCUGACUUGUGUCUGAGUCACACAAACCAGCUGAUGAUUAUGCUGAACAACCACAGGAAGCUGCUAGACAUUAAGAAGAAGUGCACCACGGCCAAACAAGAGCUGGCAAACAACCUUCAAGUCAGACUCAAAUGGUGCUGCUACGUGAUGCUCCACGCAGAUCAGGACGGGGAAAAGCUUCAGGCUCUUCUGCGACUUCUGACUGAGUUAAUAGAGAGAGUGAGGGUGGUGGAUGCCCUCAGCACUGUGCCCCAGAUGUACUGCUUGGCGGUUGUGGAAGUUGUCAGGAGGAAGAUGUUUCUGCAACACUACAGAGAGUGGGCGGACGCCCUUGUUAAGGAUGGGAAACGAAUGUAUGAGGCGGAAAAGUUCAAAAGAGAAUCCUUUGGAAAACUCUUCAGGAAGUCUUUUCUCCGAAAUCGAUUGUUUAGAGGACUUGAUUCUUGGCCUCCAACUUCGUUUUGUACGCGUAAACCCAGAAGGUUUGAUGAUGAACUUCCAGACAUCUCACUUGAUGACCUGCAGUACUUGAAAUCGUGUUGUCCUGUUGAGGUGCAGCCUUUCCUAAUGAUUCCUGCCAUGUGUGACUUUGAGCCCUUAAAUCGCCAUGUAGAAACACUUCAUAAGCUGGUCCAAGCCGCGCAGAGUGUCGACGAAAUGUCUCGAACUAUCACUGAUCUAUUGAGUGAACAAAGGGCAUCCUGUAGUCAGAGCACUCAAAGAUCAACGGCACAAACUCCACAGGCUGAGAGCAGGCCUGGGACCACAACUCCAGUGCCCUCCAAAACACCUCUCUCACUUAGCCUUCAGGGACCAGGCUGCCAGCCCCUCCAUGUACCCGUGCCAGCUCCUUUAGAGGAUCUCUCCCCAGACAGCAUUGAUGCACAAACAUUUGAUUUUGAAACCAUAGGCCAUCCAAACAUGGAUCCUGUCCUGCAGCAGGGAUCCCUGGACUUGGAUUCUCUUGCUGAAAGCCCUGAAUCCGAUUUUAUGUCUGCUGUCAACGAGUUUGUGAUCGAAGAGAAUAUGACCUCCCCUAAUCCCAUCAGUGACCCCACUAGCCCUGAAAUGAUGGUAGAGUCGCUGUACUCCUCAGUUAUUAACGCCAUUGACAACAAGCGAAUGCAGGACACCACUACGCUGGAGAAGGAGAACUCAAGGAUUGCUAGCCUGAAAAAUGCUCUUGAACAGUACAGAUGCACUGCAGAGGAGUCCCACUCCAACCUAAGACGUGUAAAGGAUGACCUCCUUUACUUAAGAAGUUCAGUCUUAAAAGAACAGCAGGAUUUUGGGUUGGCACUGUGCAGCAUGGCCGCAGAAGUGCGCAGCACUGUUGAACAAAUUAGCCAGAGUCACAAAAUCGAGUCAAACGAGCAGCAUAAACAGGAGCUUCUCCUCGUUCGGCAGCAGCUGGAGAAGCAGGUUCAGGAGCUGACCCAAGAAAACCAAGUAAAUCAGAAUAUUGUGCGAGAUGUCCAACGUGCGAUGCUGGAGCUGGAGGGCCUUAUGGAGCGCAAAGAGAAAGAACUUACACAGCUGGAAAGCGAGAGGGAGCGAUGGAUUGAAAAAGAGAGAAACUUUGCUGAUAAGAUAAAAAAUCUUGAACAGCUCCACUGCGAUCAAACCGAAGAAAUCAAGACGCUUUCGACUUCAAAAGAUUCUCUGGCGACUCAGCUUGAAAACCUGCAUUUUGAGAUUGAACGGAGUCAGCAGAAAAUCAGACAGGAGUUAGAAGCUGUGUCUCAGUGCCAUUUAAAAGAGUUGGAGGAUAAACUGGUGCAGGAGCACAAAAAAGAGCUAGAUAGCCUGAAUAAAAAUAAUAAGGAAGCGCUGGAACAUCUCACUGAGGAAAAUAGUACAAAAUUAACCGAGGCAGCUGAUCACCACGCUAGCGCCAUUAAAGACAAGGACAGUCAGAUCAAAGAAAUGGAAGCUCGGCUGACGGAGCUUGCAGAACUCCGUUGUCGACUAGAGGUAGAGCUGGCCCUCAAAGAGUCUGAGACAGAGGAGGUGAGGAUCUUAUUCGAAGAAGCCAAGAUGCAACAGGCAGAAGCUGUAAAAAACCAAGUGGAGGCUGAGACCAAAGUGCUUAGAGAUGAGCUGACAGAUCUCAAGAGGAAGCUUGAAGCUAAAAACGAGGAGUAUGAAGUGGACCUAGCAGAGCUGAGGACUCUGAUGAGGAUUGAAAAGGACCACUGCAUCUCAGAGCUGGUGGACAGACAUGAGGAAGAGGCUCUUAUGUUGCACGGCAAAAUCUCCGCCCUACAGCAGCACUCCCAGGAUCUUAAUAAAUAUCACGAACAGCAACAGGAGACGCUUAGAGAGGAGCUUGCUGCCCUGAGCGAAGACAAAGAAAAGCAGUUCAGGAGUUUCCAGGAGCUUGAGCAGGAGUUGAGGACUGUUAUCAAAAAUUUGCAGGCAGAAAAUGAUCUGCUCUCUAAAAACCUCGAACAGGAAAGACGUGCAGCUCAGAAGGAGGAAGCCUCGAAUGUUGUAUCAAUGGAGGCCUUUAAAGAGUUAGAGCAGCAGAAGGAGGAGAUGGAGAAGAGACUUCUGGAAAAAAAUAGGCAACUUGAGAAUGAGCUUCAUGAGAAGAAGCUUUCUGAAAGUGAGGAAGGGAUGCCGCUGCAUGCUGAGGACCGUGCAGGUGCUGCAGCACCUCUGUCUCUAGACUCAGCCUUACAGGAGCGCCUGCAGCAGGAGAGGGCAUCCCUGCAGUCCCAGAUUGAGCUGUUGGAGAAGCAAAAAAAGGAAGAGAUUCAGAACCUGAAAACAUCACUAAUCGCAGAGCAGCAGACAAACUUCAACACCGUUCUAACAAGAGAAAAGUUGAAGAAGGAGCAGAUCAUCAACGACCUCACAGAGAAGUUACGAAAAGUUACCCAGCAGCAAGAAAAGGACAAAGCUCUGAUAGAGACGCUGUCUGAGGACCGAGCAAGUAUGAUGCAGGAGAAAAAACAACUGGAGGAAGAGCUCAACCGCCUGCGCAACUCUGCACUGGUCUCUUCAGCCUUCUUCCCGUCCAACUCUGCCCAAGACCUCUCAGAGGCUGGAGCAGCAGGAAGAGCUCUGCCUAUUGCAGGGGCCUGUUCACCAGAGACGCCUGCAGAAAUGGACCGACUAGCCCCUGUAGCAACAUUCAGAGAUGAUGAACAUGUCGAUUCAGCAGUAGAAGCAAGCUUGGUCGCUGCUGAUGACACCAUGAUGUCUGAAGAGAAGCAGCGGAUAAUGUUGCUUGAGAGGACUUUGCACAUGAAGGAAGAAGAAAAUAAGCGCCUCAGCCAACGACUGAUGUCUCAAAGCAUGUCCUCUAUGUCGUCUCGCCAUUCAGACAAAAUCGCCAUCAGAGAUUUCCAGGUCGGCGAUUUGGUUCUAAUCAUCCUUGAUGAAAGGCAUGACAACUACGUGCUCUUCACUGUUGGUCCCACCCUCUACUUUCUGCACUCAGAAUCUCUCACUGCGCUGGACCUUAAACCGGCAUCAGGGACCUCAAGACGGCCGUGGGUACUUGGAAAGGUGAUGGAAAAGGAAUAUUGCCAGGCAAAAAAGGCCCAAAACAGGUUCAAGGUUCCUUUAGGUACCAAGUUCUACAGAGUGAAAGCCGUUCCAUGGAACAGAAAAGUCUAAUAGCCAAGUAAUGAGCUAAAAUGUAUAUUUAUUUUAGGUUUUGAACAGAAAUGUCUUAAUUGAUAACUUUAACAUCUAAAGACAAUUUGAAGAUCAUCUUGCAACAUCAUUUUUUUGUGUGUGUUUAAGUUCAGAAUCUCAUAUUCUAUCAUGUUUUUGUUAUUUUAAGUCCAGAUUUUAUUUUUUUGGUGGACCAAAUGCUAAUAACCUAAUUGGGGCAUAGCCCUGUACACUGUGGCAUUAUGCCCUCUGACUUGUGUGUGAAAUUGAACAAAAUUUGGAUGCUAAAUAUUAGUUCUCAUUAUCAGCAUUAGUCCUCUUGUGGAAAAUACUGUCAUUAUCAGCAUAAUUAAAUAAAAAUAUACAUUCAUUAUUAAUGUUAAUGGAGGAAUGUUCAUGGCAUGUGUAUUGAAAUAUUUUCUUUGAUUUACCUAACAGAUAAAUGUUGUAGUUGGAAAUGUAGUUAAUGCUGUAUGUUACUCACAAUCAGUAUGGCUUUCUGUCAAUACUGACAUGUAUAUUAUGACUGCGCGACUGACUGAAGGAAAGCAGUCAUCUUUGCAAUCCUUGAAAUGCACUUUGAAAAACAAUGCUUUUGUUAAUUUGAAAAGGGAAGUUAAUUGAGCUGUCAGAACUAAGUAAAUACUCAGCACAAACUUCUCAUUAUCAUAGAUUAUGGCUAUGUAGAAAGGAAAACAUUGUGACUGUGUUUCAUUAUCGGGAGACAUUGUAUAUUACCCAUAAAAUCACAUGUAACAAAAACUGACUGUAUUGUAAAGGAUAGAGUUUUGAAACAAUAAAGGAAUGAU